CCAUAAUUUUGAUAUCGACAACAACCUCGACUGCGCAUGCGACAGCCCCAAAUCGAAUCCACGCCCCCAAUCCGCGAUUCAUUAAACCACAUCCUCGCGGUACAUCCAAACAUCUCUUCCAUGCGCUGACAAUCUCCACUCCUGAAGAGCAGUCUUCGCCGCCCGCGACUCUAUCUGCAACGCGCAGCUCCACUGCGAUCCAGGACGCGGUCGGUUUGGACGGCGGAUCUCCCACCAUUGUUCCCAAGCCGGCAUGAUGAACGGCCGUCAUCUGCCGGCAGGGCAAGGCAUGCCGCCAGAUAUGGGUAGGAGGAGGCCGUACAAUCAGCACCAGCAAUACCCCCCGCAGAUGUACAAUCCUUACAUGCAACCGUACGCCGCGAACUACUACUCUCAACCUAUGCCUCAGCAGUACCCCAAUGUUCCUAUGCCUCAGCAACAAUAUGGGCCAUAUCCGCCAUAUGUUCGAUCUCCUCCGCCUCCUCCUGUAGCACACUACGCUCCUGCUCCAAUAUCCCAACAACACCACCAACAAUCAUAUCCCCGGCCGCAGCCAUCGCCAGCUCUUUCGACGCCUUAUCAGCCGCCUCCAUCCCAGACGCCUCCGUCCCAAACACCUCCUUCAACACAGUCAUCACAUACAGCUCCUGCUCCUAUGACACCCCCCACACCCCACCCGACGUUAAGCAUAGCACCAUUUUCACCCCCCCAAGAAGAAAUCCCGACAAUACCUUUCAGAGCCCCACUGCCGUGGCUCUCAAGACCCGACCUUCCUUGGCCAGCAAGACGAGCUAGAAGAAAGCGGAAAGUUACCCCACAAUUGUCUACAGAACCGGUCGAGCUCCCAAUUAUCGCACAAGGGACAAACCCCGAGCCCGAGUCCGCACCCGAGGUUGAACGAAAGCCGACUGCAGAUGCAGAUAUUCCUCGACCCGAAACGCCUUCAACGAGUCAACCCGCAUCCGAGAACGCCGAGUCCACAAACCCAACUACCCCUUCCUCAAUUCAACAGCGAGCUAUUCCGGCCGGCGGAGACACUACCCCAGUCGCAUCAAAGCAACCUCAGAAAUCUACUGUGCCAGUAGUCCCUGCUAUACCAAAGACCGUUCCACGCGAGGCGCCCAAGCCAGCUUUAGAAGACAAGGCAGAGGAACCACAGAAGCCCACCGUUGAUGGGGAGCAAGAUACUACGAAGACCGAGGCUGAGCAAGAUGCGACGGAAGAGAUCAAGGAGGCCGGUGCUCCGAAAGCGUGGACGACUCCCAAGCUAUGGACUGGGCUUUUCAACCCAGCUGCGCCGACAUCUACUGCGCCUUCAAGCGAGUCGGGACGAGCUGCUACAACUCCUGGUUUUAGCAAGACCAACUCCGAAUCUCUUGCUGAAGCAUUGGGAUCUUUCACUGCCGUCUCACCAGACUUGAAGGUGGCUUUCCUUAAACCCCGAGGUCUUGUGAACACAGGUAAUAUGUGCUAUAUGAAUUCCGUUCUUCAAGUUCUUAUCUUUUGUGCUCCUUUCUAUAACUUCUUAGAUCAAGUCAGCAAAAAAGCUGCAUAUAGUUUCAAGAGUGAAAUACCAUUGAUUGAUGCAAUGAUAUUAUUCAUGCGAGAGUAUUCCGUGAUUGAUUCAGCGUCAUCUGUCGACAAGUUGAGAAUGCGUUUGAAGGAGAACGAACUUGAGCAAUACGGGGAAGCUUUCACACCAGACUUCGUCUACAAUGUUAUAAAUCGCCUCCCCAGAUUCUCUACGAUGAGGCGCGGGCACCAACAAGAUGCAGAGGAAUUUCUAGGAUUUCUCCUCGAAGGUCUGCAUGAUGAGUGUGUCUCUGUUAUGCGAAACAGCUCUUCGAACAAUACUUCUGCUAUGGCUACUCCUGCAAAUGGGCCAUCAACCCCUACGAGCGAGGCUGGCAGUAUUUCAGGAUCCGUUUCUGGCAAAGAGAAUGGAUGGUUAGAAGUUGGGCCGAAGCAGAAAGCCGCGGUGACUCGAUCAUCAGGCACCAUCACCACUGGUUCUCCGAUCACCAAGAUUUUUGGGGGCAAUUUGAGGUCCGAACUGCGAGUACCAGGCCUGAAAGACUCCGUCACGCUUGAACCAUACCAACCCUUGCAGUUGGACAUUGGUGCACCACAUGUCAAUAACAUUGUCGAUGCUCUGAAGGGUCUGACUCGUUCAGAAGCUUUGCAUGGCGACUUCAAGUCUCCCAAAGGUCCAAACGUCACUGCUACCAAACAAGUUUUCAUUGAGACAGUUCCACCUGUUCUCAUCUUACAUUUGAAACGCUUCCAAUACGACAAUGCUGGAGGCACGCAGAAGAUUUGGAAGAAGAUUGGGUACCCACUCGAGCUGGAAAUCCCGAAAGAAGUCUUCCCUCGACAGAAGCGCAGUGUAUACGCCCAAGGCGGACUACCGAAGUACAGAUUAAUUGCCGUUGUCUACCACCAUGGAAAGAACGCCAGCGGAGGUCAUUACACUGUCGAUGUGAGAAGACAGGACGGCCGCGAGUGGAUCAGACUUGAUGACACAGUCAUCCGACGAGUACGGAGUGAGGAGGUCGCAGAAGCCGGAAGCGAAGAGGACCCGAAGGUUCUGGCUGCAGCUUCAGAAGCCCAGAAGAAAGAUUCACUAUCCGGAAAUGGGUUCUCUGCAAUUGGGGAUGUUGCCGAGGAAAAUGAAGAGGAUGGUUGGAAGCAGGCGAGUGGGCCUGGAAAGAAGUGGUCGAGUGUUGUUAAUGGCACUUCCACGCCAAAGGCAAAGACCGACAAGUUCUCGAUCAAGGACAACAAGGUUGCGUACCUCCUGUUCUACCAAAAGAUAUGACGAGACAGUUGGGAUGAUCCGCCACGGACGGACGCUCUGAUGGGUUACGUGGCCAUGUUCCUGUGGGUUGAUGAGAGUCGCGCUCCCCCCUCAGAUUCUCCGAGCAACACUUGAUCGCGGUAUAAUGGGCGAUAUCUGUUGGCAUCAAAGAAGUUUCAUUGUACAUCACUGCGUUGAUACAUCAUUUACAGGGCAUGAGCGCAACGGCGCAAGAGGCUCAUAAAAGUGCAUAUGGGGGAGCGCUUCGAAUGUACGAUAUCGAUGGUUGCUCCGGAGAAUUUCUCCUAGCGAUGCAACUCAUGAUGCAAUAAAAAAUGAACGUAAUAGCAUGUAGCACUGUCUGUACUGGGUCGUGACUGAAAAUUUGUGGAUUUCAGGAUCAGUAUUGAGGUCUACAAGCACUUGAAUUGGUG
Messenger RNA from Hyaloscypha bicolor E, 3231 nucleotides. RefSeq names its product cysteine proteinase. Lineage: Eukaryota; Fungi; Ascomycota; Leotiomycetes; Helotiales; Hyaloscyphaceae. Bases 254 to 2818 code for a protein of 854 amino acids. The record is from RefSeq and is a predicted model, not a curated record. Gene Ontology annotation, molecular function: cysteine-type deubiquitinase activity; cysteine-type endopeptidase activity. The transcript has 6 exons. Gene Ontology annotation, biological process: protein deubiquitination. Gene Ontology annotation, cellular component: nucleus; cytosol.